Molecule: messenger RNA, 543 nt
Organism: Arvicola amphibius (Eurasian water vole)
Lineage: Eukaryota; Metazoa; Chordata; Mammalia; Rodentia; Cricetidae
Gene: Il17b
Product: interleukin 17B
Exons: 3
Coding region: 1-543 (180 amino acids)
Biological process (GO): inflammatory response
Cellular component (GO): extracellular region
Molecular function (GO): cytokine activity
Source: RefSeq, a predicted model, not a curated record
AUGGACUGGCCACACAGCCUGCUGCUCCUUCUUGCCAUCUCUAUCUUCUUGGGGCCAAGCCAGCCCCGAAACACCAAAGGCAAAAGGAAGGGGCAAGGGCGGCCUGGCCCCUUGGCCCCUGGGCCUCACCAGGUGCCACUGGACCUGGUCUCUCGCGUGAAGCCCUACGCUCGAAUGGAAGAGUAUGAGAGGAACCUUGGAGAGAUGGUGGCUCAGCUGAGGAACAGCUCUGAGACAGCCAAGAGGAAAUGCGAGGUCAACCUGCAGCUGUGGCUGUCUAACAAGAGAAGCCUGUCUCCUUGGGGAUACAGCAUCAACCAUGACCCCAGCCGCAUUCCAGCGGACUUGCCCGAGGCACGUUGCCUAUGUCUGGGCUGCGUGAACCCCUUUACCAUGCAGGAGGACCGCAGCAUGGUGAGUGUGCCAGUGUUCAGCCAGGUGCCAGUGCGCCGUCGCCUUUGUCCGCCACCUUCGCGCCCUGGGCCCUGCCGUCACCGCGUCGUCAUGGAGACCAUCGCGGUGGGUUGCACCUGCAUCUUCUGA